Messenger RNA from Oryzias latipes (Japanese medaka), 2669 nucleotides. Its product is annotated as antizyme inhibitor 1. Gene Ontology annotation, molecular function: ornithine decarboxylase activator activity; ornithine decarboxylase activity. Gene Ontology annotation, biological process: positive regulation of polyamine transmembrane transport; negative regulation of protein catabolic process. The record is from RefSeq and is a predicted model, not a curated record. Gene Ontology annotation, cellular component: cytoplasm. NCBI's taxonomy places the organism in Eukaryota, Metazoa, Chordata, Actinopteri, Beloniformes, Adrianichthyidae.
UCAUCCGGAGGUUUGGUGCGUUCAGGGCUCCGUCACAUUCUCCGUCCGUCUGACUGCGCCUUAUCGCCGCUCUGCCAUCGUUCUCCGUUAGCUCAUGGUCGGCAUUAGCCUGCUCCCUGAAACACACAGUUGGCGCUGACUUGGUUGUUGCGGUCCAUGGCAGUAUUUUUUUCCCCUUCUGGUAGCCCCACCACUCUUUAAAAAUUCCGUCUAAAAAGAAAAAGCGCUCCGUCCCCUGUCCUCGCGCGUCUUCUCCCAACGUGUACAACUACCCAGAAGAUCUAGGGGCGGCUCUUUACAGAGAGCCGUUUGACUUCAACGCUGAGCCGCCUUGGGAUCCGAGCUGAUACUGGACGCCUUCAGCCCGGGACCCCUCCAUGUGGUUUGUUGCAUAGCUCCAGGACCCCAGGGGCUCAAGGGAACAGGAAAUAAGGUCUUUUAGGACGAUCCACAUUUUUUAUGCCCGUCGGAUUCCAAGAAAACGGCUGAGAGGAUGAAGGGAAUUGCAGAUGAGCCUCAGUAUUCUGUGGGGCUUCUCGAUGGAGGCACUGCCCUCUGUGACGUGAUUGACAAUUACAUUGAUGAACAAACUGUGUCUGAGAAGAAUGCGUUCUUUGUAGCAGACCUGGGCGCUGUAAUGAGGCAGCAUGUUCGCUGGCGAACCCGCAUGCCCCUCAUCCGACCGUACUACGCUGUCAGAUGCAACAGCAGCCCAGCUGUGAUUGAACUGCUUGCUUCCCUUGGCUCUGGAUUCACAUGCUCCAACAAGUCCGACCUUGAACUGGUGCUGAGUCACGGGGUUUCCCCUGAAGAUAUCAUCUACAGUGGUGUUUGUAAACAGGUGUCCCACAUAAAAUAUGCUGCCACCAAUGGCAUCGACCUCCUGGUGUGUGAUAACGAAGCGGAACUGCGCAAGAUUUCUCGCUGCCACCCUGGAGCCAAGCUGUUGCUGCAGGUUUCCACAGAGGCCUCCAACCCAGAGGAGGGGACGAGUGUGACCUUUGGCUGUUCUCUGAAGGACAGCAGGUGUCUGCUGCAGAGAGCUAAGGAGCUUGGAGUGCAGGUGGUGGGGGUCCGGUCCAACAUUUCCAGCUCCUGUGAGGACGACCAGGUUUACCUUCGUGCCAUCUCUGAUGCCCGCUGCAUUUAUGACCUGGGGGCGGAAAUGGGCUUCAACGUGAACAUUUUGGACAUUGGAGGUGGAUUCAACGGCGCUGAGGCACAGCUGGACCUGAUUCACAGUGCUGUCAUGUCUGUGGUGGACCUGUACUUCCCUUCUUCAUCUGGAGUCUCCCUCAUUGCUGAGCCUGGCAGCUUCUUUGUGUCUUCUGCCUUCACUCUGGCGGUCAGCGUCAUCUCCAAGAAGGUGGUGGCCCGCGAUGCCAAAGACCAGGAACGAGAAGAGCCGUCUCCCGACGAGGAGCCAGAGAUCCAGUACGUCCUGAACGAGGGGGUGUAUGGAUCCUUUUCCAGCAAACUCUCCGAAACACCGAUCGGGGCUCCAUCUGUUCACAAGAAGACGUUGGUGGACGCUCCGCUCUUCAGCAGCAGUCUGUGGGGUCCUUCAGGAGAUGAUCUGGACCAGGUGGUGGAGCACUGCUUGCUGCCCGAGCUUCACAUUGGAGACUGGCUUGUGUUCAAACAUGCCGGGGCCUUCAGUCUGGGUCAGCCGUUGUUGGCCUCCACGGACUCACCACCGCCCCCCAUCUUCUAUUUCAUCUUCUCCAGAGACUGGUUUGAGAUGCAGGACACGGGUGUCAUGCAUGACACCACGCUAAAGAACCUUUCGUUGGUCCCCUACUUUUUCAAUUCUUCCCAAACUGGAGCUGCGCUGUCGGUGCCAGCUUAGGUCACCUGGGCAGGAAGGCUUCAGUGUCUGUCGCUGGUUCAUGCUGCUACCAUCCCUUGAUGUGCAGUGAUGGAUUCAACCAAAUGUGCACACAAUGUUAGACCUGCUUCACCUGAACUUCCAUGUAAAACACGUGAUAAGACCUGGACACCAUCUGUUAGUAUUGCAACAACACGGAUGACUCCAAACAUGCUUUCAGCAAUAAAAACCUUCCCACUAUUGCUUUGGCUUUAGAAAAAGCUUUGCUGCUGCCGUUUUUGUAAAGUUAGAUGCUGAUUCUUUGUUUAGAUGAUGUUGAAAUAACACCAUUUGCCACAAAAUGUCUAUUUAUGAUUUGAACUUGUUCUGUUAUUUAUUAUCUGUGGCAAAAGCUGCAAUAGUACUUGUUUGUGUCUGACAAUGGGACUUGUACCACAGUGUUGCAGAAUCUGCAGGGGAAUUUCCUUCAUCUUUCUGUCUUCAGAGUCGACACUGAGGCUUUUUCUGGAAAACCAAGGUCACGAUUGUGUUGAAAAAGCUGAAGGUGACGGCUGAACCAGCAUAGCUUUGUUGGUGAGGCCAUCGGGUGACUGCAGCCAGCAGAGCAGAUCUCUUGACAGAAUAGGGGACCCCGUGUUGCAGGGCUGGAAAUCCGCAGGACUCUAUUCAAGAUUUAAAGACUAUAAAUGUGACACUUUUAACAUUUCUUUCAACUCAAAAGAAUACUUAUAUAGGUGCUGCAUGCGUUAUCUGUAAACUUGUCUCUGAGUAACUAUCAGGCUCUUAACUGCUCCUAAUCUGUAGCUGUGCUCAUGACAUCAAUAAAGCCCUUUUGACUUGA